AUGCCUAUCUACCCGGAAAGCUUUCCGGCCCUGGUUCUUGUUUUCACACCUAACGAAAACUGUUCAACAAACGACCAGACAAACAAAAGCGGGCGACAUUCCCCGCCUCCCGCUCUAACAGGGGUUUCUGUCCUACGCAUGGAGUCAGGAUCAAACACAGGUACAUCCUUUUGCGGACAUUCGUAUUAUUAUUCUCGGAGAUCACAACCUAUAUACCAUGUCCUCAGCAGCAGUAUUCUUGUUAUCAGCAUGCAAUUAGCCUCAGAAAUGGAUUUCGAAUCCCCUUGCAAAAUCUCCGCAACAUCCUCAGCCAGCCAUGUGCAGGUAUCCACAGUAGCUCCGAAGGGUGGGGCUCUAGAGGCGAGCGACACGUGA
Messenger RNA from Paracoccidioides brasiliensis Pb18, 375 nucleotides. RefSeq lists its product as uncharacterized. Bases 1 to 375 code for a protein of 124 amino acids. The record is from RefSeq and is a predicted model, not a curated record. The transcript has a single exon.